AUGGCAUCGCCUGCGUCUACGACCCACAGCGAGAGCCUGGCCUCCCGACGCCCCGAGAGCCAGCAGCAGCUCCAGGAGAGGGUCGACCGUCUCGAGAGGCUGGUUGAGGAGAUGAAGGGAAUCUCAGUGCGGAGUGAACCGCCGCCGCCGCCGCCGCUCAAGGGUACCGGCAGCGGCGGUUCUUUUCCCUCAGCGAGCCCGGCCACGAGCUACUACGGCGAGUUUAACAACGAGGAGGUGAUGGCGGGCGACCCCGGGAUGCAGGUGUACGACGACAACGUGUCCUACUACCUCGGACCGAACUACUGGCUCAACCUUCAAGACAUCGUCUUUGAGCCGCGUUCUCUCUUCCGCAUCGACUCGGACAAGACGGGCAAAAACCCCUCCAGCCCGUCGUCGUGGCCCAUCGGGAGGACACCCACGCUGGCGGAUCUCUCCCACCUCCACCUCGAGCCCGAAAAGGAGGACGUCUUGACUGACCUGUUCUUCGCACACGUCGAGCCCUUUGUCAGGAUAACCCACGACACCUACUGGCGGCAGCAGAUAACGGAUUUCCGGGUGGGCGUCCAGAAGAACCCCGUGGACGCGGAGGCCGCCAUGUUCGCGACGCAGGCUAUGACGGUGGCGGCCCUGCCGGGAAACGUCGUCCAAGAGAAGCUGGGGAAGCCCAAGGAGGAUCUGUUGCGACACUUGCAGGAGGCAUCCCAGCUGGCUCUCGAGCGGGCCGACAUACUGCGUAGCAGGAAACCCCUUGCAUUCUUUGCCCUGCUAUAUCAUAUUCAAAUGAAAUUCAUCACUGGAGAUGGAGAAGUAGCCGUGAUAUUGCUCGGGCUAGCUGGUCGAUUCGGCGCGAGACUCGGUCUACAUCGGGAUCCGAGCCACUACAGCUACUCGCCCUGGACGGCGAAUAUGAGACGUCGGAUAUGGUGCCACUUUGAGCUGAUGGACAACCCAAUCUACAACCUCGAGGGCGCCGAGUCCGGCCUGCCGUUCAUCUCGGACGUCCAGCCGCCCAAAAACGCCAACGACAGCCAGUGGAUGCCGACGAGGUUCGCGAAGCCCGGUUCCGCGCCGCACGACCAGGACGGCAUCACGGACAUGUCGUUCGCCCUCGUGCGGCAGCACGUCGUCCGGACGAUGCAGUCCGUGGUCCGGAGUAGGAACGACGCGGGUCCCGACGAGCUGAGCCGGAUUGUCGACCAGACGGAGAAUUUCAUCAACGCCAAGUUUAUCUCGCACGCAGACGGUUCCUCCCCCAGCCACGCCCUCGUCAUCUCGUACUUUCGGGGGAGUAUGAGGACGAUAAGGCUCCUCAUCGAGUGUGUUACAACAGCCCGGAACGGCGGCGGUCAAGAACUCGAGUUAAGGGCAAGAUUCUAUCAGGAGUGUGUCGAGAUCCUCGAGGAGAUGGAGCACGGCGAGGCGGUGGCCAUACAAAACGACUGGGGCUGGCUCUACCGGUGGCCGACGACGCCCUGCCUCAUCUCCAACGUGCUCAUCGGCCUCGCCCGGCAGCCAAAGCACCCGAUAACGGACCGAGCGUGGCGGCAGAUGAACAUUGUGUUCCGGCGGCACAACAACGAGGACAUCAGCAUGCGCAAGUUCGCGGCGUGGCGGGUUGUCGAGGCCCUGUGCGACCAGGCCAUGCUGUACCACAAGCAGAGGUCUCACGAGGGCGCGUGGUACGCCCAGAGGCUGGGCCAGGCACAGGGUUUGGCGGCGGCGUCCGCGCAGGGGAACAGCGGUCCGGUCUCGCUGGAGAACGCGACCGUCGACGACAUCCUGGGCGACGUCCAGAUGUUCGGGCAGGACGCCGCCGCCCAGCACGGGGGGAUGGGAGGUGCCGGGUUCUUCGCCAUGGGGUAUUCUCACUGGAAUCAGCCUGCCCAUUCUCAUCCUCACGGCCAGGGUCAACAGCAUCCACAUCCGGACCAAGCAUCUGAUGAUGGCGAAGACAUCUGA
Molecule: messenger RNA, 1962 nt
Organism: Colletotrichum destructivum
Lineage: Eukaryota; Fungi; Ascomycota; Sordariomycetes; Glomerellales; Glomerellaceae
Exons: 3
Coding region: 1-1962 (653 amino acids)
Biological process (GO): DNA-templated transcription
Molecular function (GO): zinc ion binding; DNA binding
Source: RefSeq, a predicted model, not a curated record